UUUCCCGUAUGUAAGAACAUAUUGGUGUUGAACAUAGUUUGUUCAAUUUGUGAAUACUUUAUGCUUUAUAGAUUGAACGUGAAAAGUUUUUGGUGAUUUCAAGCGUAGUAAUACAACAUGGCAACUACGAAAGGUAGGGCGCUAAUAAUUUUAGCUGAAGGUGCAGAAGAAAUGGAGACAGUAAUAACAGCAGAUGUGCUUCGUCGUGGAAAGGUUGAUACGACCAUUGCUGGGUUGAACGGAGAAGGUCCAGUUCAGUGCAGUCGUAAAGUUGUCGUGAAACCCGAUUUAAGUUUGGAAGAUGCGCACAAAUUGGCACCUUUUGAUGCAGUCAUUUUGCCCGGGGGACUUGGUGGAGCUGAAAGAUUGGGAAAGUCACAAAAAGUAAAAAGUGUUUUACAAGAGCAGGAAAAAGCGGAUCGCAUCAUUGCUGCUAUCUGUGCAGGUCCUACUGCUCUUGCUGCACAUGGUAUUGGAGUCGGUAAAGCUUUAACAUCAUAUCCAUCAGUUAAAGACAAAUUCAAAGAUUACAAAUAUUCUGAGGACCGAGUAUGUAUUGAUGGAAAACUUAUAACAAGUCGUGCACCAGGAACUGCAUUUGAGUUUGCUAUAGAAAUUGUAAGAGCUGUCAGAGGAGACGAUGGAGUUGCUGAUGGUUUAGCUGCACCAAUGUUGUUGCAAUAACAAACUGUAUAUUUGCUCACGACUUACAUCACAUCAAGAAUUGUGUGAAAGCAAUGGUUAUCAUUGGUACUUCAACUUGUAUUAAAACGUUUAUGUGAUGUUGAAAACCAUAUCAUUGGAUGGCUUAGAAAAUAUGUGGAGUUGAGUGUUUACUAAAACCAUAUUAUUUUGUCAUAUUCCAUAUCACUUAAUACAUAGUUAAUCAAAGCAA
Xenia sp. Carnegie-2017 is the source of this 895-nucleotide messenger RNA. RefSeq names its product Parkinson disease protein 7 homolog. Gene Ontology annotation, cellular component: cytosol; nucleus. NCBI's taxonomy places the organism in Eukaryota, Metazoa, Cnidaria, Anthozoa, Malacalcyonacea, Xeniidae. Gene Ontology annotation, molecular function: protein deglycase activity. The record is from RefSeq and is a predicted model, not a curated record. Gene Ontology annotation, biological process: guanine deglycation, glyoxal removal; protein deglycation, glyoxal removal. The transcript is spliced from 9 exons. Bases 118 to 684 code for a protein of 188 amino acids.